AUGGCUGGAUUACGCACCCUUUUAUCAGUGCUCUUGGUGUGGAUCCACAAUUGCGACUGUGUCCAUGAUGCCAAAGAUCCAGACCCUGUAUCAACUUCGCCAAAUUGUUCCCCAUCCAUUCGGCCCGAGACCAACGUCUCCACUCCUAUCAAGGCGUGGAUCUCCGGUGUUUGUGCUACUGAAGCCUGUACCGAUGAAUCGUUGAAAGAAGCCUUAGCCGAGCUCUCCAAGGGCUGCGCCGCCGAGUUGACCAACAAAUCCCCACACGCCGGCGCUCUCUUUUCCAUACUCUCGCACUACAAAGAUAUCAGGUCUACCUCGUGCAAGGACACCGAAAAGUUGGACUUUUGUCAGCCAGACUUAGUCGGCAGUGUGGAAAAACUGGAGAAGACUGGACGGACUUUCUUCACUGUCUCAGCGCAAGCGUAUUGUACCGAGUGCGACAAGAAGUCGGCCUCUGAGAAACCCAAAUCAUCAGGCAAGAAGGGCGGCGCUGAGAAACCCAACCCACCCACCAAACGCUCCCCCACGAAGAAAAGUUCGCUCCACAUCUGUAGCGGUUCCAAUCUCGAUGAUAAGCGAGUCGAAGUCGGCUUGCCUGGGCCCCAGAAAAAAACCGACGCCCCAGCUAGUCCCCCAGCUACUCCUGAUGAGAGUAACUGA
Puccinia graminis f. sp. tritici CRL 75-36-700-3 is the source of this 663-nucleotide messenger RNA. RefSeq lists its product as uncharacterized. The record is from RefSeq and is a predicted model, not a curated record. Lineage: Eukaryota; Fungi; Basidiomycota; Pucciniomycetes; Pucciniales; Pucciniaceae. The transcript is spliced from 5 exons. Bases 1 to 663 code for a protein of 220 amino acids.